CGUGGACGUGUGCAGCAACCGUAAACAAAAGCGAUCGAUCUAACUAUGUCGGUGAUGUAGACACUAAAACAAAAUACUCUGGGAAUUAUUUAGCAAAGGAUUCUCCAAAGCAUGUUCUAAUAAUUCCGUGUAAAAGAAUGGCCAAUCUUUUCAAACGACGUGGAACUGGGAUUGUGACCGCUGUGUUCGCUUUUAUAGCGUUUGUAAUGAUUGUAGCUGCCCUUCUUUCAGAAUACUGGGUUAUGGCCGAUCUUGAACGCCAAGUCGGGAAUUCGACACAGAAGGGAGGUUCUAAACAUUUCGGAAUGUUCAAUGGAGUGAGCAAACAGGAUUUUGGACUUGGAGCAAGAGAAAGGGACUUCGCAGGUAAAAACAGAAUAAUUUUUGUUCUCCAAAAUGUAGUUUGUCCUGAGAUUAAAAUACUGUUAACAUUCGCUCACUUUCAGUUGAGGACAUUGUGACAACAUUUUUUUCCCAGUUUUUUGUCAUUUUCUUUGCUAUUAAGCAAAAUGUUUAUUCCUGAAUUUAGUGGGCUGAACAUCACUACUCAGGUAUUAAAAAAGUAGCAAAACGUGAAUAUUAUUAGUUGUCUACAUACAGACGUAACCCAUUUCAAGAAAUACCACAAUUUUUACAAAGGGACAGACACUUAUUUUUAGCUACACGUAUUUUUUGAUAAGCUGACUGAUUUUGUAACUGAUUCCAGCCUCCAUACUGUGAAAGAUGAAGUUCAGCGCCAAGCGCCAACAGGGCUUUCAUUUCAAGGUUUUAAUAUUUUGACAGCCACUAACAUUUUUAUGGUCUUUGAAAAAGAGUCAAGUAAAAAAUAGUCUUAUGACAUAUAUUCUUAAAAAUAAAACAAAAAAUAGACACUUUGAUGUUCUAAAAGAUGUUGUCGAGUCUUUCCAACUGACUUAUGAUGAAUUCAUCAUUACUGAAUAUCACAUUCACCCACCUGCUGUAAUUAAUUUCCGUCGCUACUGAUAACUUAAUUGUUUGGCACUGACUCAACAUGUGUAUGCUCCUAACAACUCCCAUGAUGUUGGGAAAUCUACAAGCUCAAAUGCCAAUUGUGUCAACUAUUUUAUAAAUGUAUUUGCUUUUGUUGUUGAUGCAGAAAUAAAUAGAUUGAACAAACACACACUAGGCCCUCUUAGGGGGACUAUGCACAGGGGCAUAGCCAGCUUACUGUUGUAGGCCUAACUGACUUUCAUUUCCACAUAUCCUGAAAAUUGCAUGCAUGAAUAGUACGAACUGAUCUCACCAACACUUUGAGCUUGUAUACUUUUUAGCUCACCCCAACAACCCAUAAUUUAUUACAAGCAAGAGAGUGAUCAAACCAAAAAUUUGUAGGCCCGGGGCCUCCAGGUCUAUGGGCUGGCUACGCCCCAGACGUAUGUCCCUAGUCUGAAUUUCAAAGCCUGUCGUUUCGAGUUUUGAGGAGCAAGCCAUGUGACCAUUGGUAUUAAUUUUACUUUUGUAUUUGCACUUCUCUCUGUUGCUGUCACAAUUUCAACCCCUCUUUGUGUCAUUUGUCACCAUUUCUGUGUUCUUAUGUCACUGUUUUUGAGGCCAUUUUGUAUGUCGGAAUUAAACCUAACAGAACGUCAUUACCAGCACUCAUUCUUGGCCAGGGCCAUGGUGCUUUAUGUCACCAAGUUUGAAGACAUAACAGGAAGAGUCCUGUGCUACCCGUUUCUAAAUUUUGGAAACACGUUCAUUAUUCUGUCACACAGUUUCUGUUUGUUGCAUAUAACUGAUAAGCAUUUUAGCCUUUUAAAGCUCACUCUACUAAUACUUUGCAAUUUCAUCUGUUGCAGUCAAGGAUGAAUUUGAGGGUGUGGCCAAUGAUGAUGUUGUUUGGGCAACUGUAGGAUUCUGCAUUCUUGGUUUGGCUGUCAUCGCCAUAUUGAUUGGACUUACCUGUUAUAAUGAGUUUACCAAGCCAGAUUUAACCAUUUGUGGUUCCACUGGGAUAUAUGUUUGUUGUGGAAUAGCUUGUAAGUACUGAAAAAAUAAGUUAACCUUUAAUUUAUUGUUGUGUGAGCUGCAGGGCAGGGCAAAUAAUGAAUUGGGAACUAUUCACCCUAGAUGGCUUUAGAGAACCAGACAUCUGGGUUUCCAACAAUAUGCUCAGGUUUGGAGAAAAAAUGAUUUUUCAACAUCUUUAAGACCUAUAUGCCCACUCAUCAGUUCUUCAUAUUGUUGCUCUACUUGCAGUUUUCUUUGUGAUCAUUUCUGCAUGUUUGUUUGCUGCCUUGUUUGAGAUCCAACUCAAAAAGAAUGUCUUACAACCACAAGAUCAGCAGCGAGGCUUCUCUUCAACUGACAAGGCUCAGCUUGGAUAUUCAUUUUGGAUCUUGUUAGGUGCCGCUGGAGUGUUGUUACUCUGUCCACUCAUCAUUUUAUUGAAGAAUGUUCACUGCACACAUUAUUUCAAAACAAAAAAGCAUGAAAUAACUCAUGUAGAUGGAGUCAUGUUAUAUUAGAUGACAAAGUCAUGGUUAACUCUAAACUUAAGUUUGAAUCUGAUCAAUAUCAGUUCAGCUUUGAUACUGUGAGUAGGCAUGUACAUGUAUGUUUUUAAACUUUAACAGACUGUAAAAAGAAGGUAGUCGCAGAUAAGAUUAAUGAGAAGUUCUUGAUUUAUUUAUUGCAAAUUACUGUGUUAUUUAUAGUAAGUUAGAGGUUUCGUAUAAUAUGAAAUAAUUUUCUUGGUUAGUGUAGCUCUUUAAGAAAACAUGAACAUAGUAUUGGUAGUAUUUAAACAGCUCCAAAAAAGGUGACUGGCUGUCCAUGAACUUUUGGCUAACAGUAUGCCAUUAAUCCCCAAAGUUAUUGCUAGGGAUUCAGAACUUGAUAUGAGCGACCUGAGUUCAGAGAUCGUGGUGUUUGGGAGGAGAUCUCCAUGAAUGUCUCGACCACUCCAGUGGUUGAAGGAUGAUGAUGAUGAUGAUGACGCCAUUAGUGAGCUAACAAACUGCCAACGAUCCACAAAACUAUUGAGAACUCCUCACUAAAAAAGUGGAAAACCAGAGAACCUAAUAAUAUUUAAUAAUUUUCAGCAGAGUUGGUUUGAUAUUUAUUAAUUUUGUUAAACUUAUCAUAUGUCUCAGGGAGAUUAUGCUGUUUUUACUAAGUAGUUAUAACAUUAAUAAUUAUUAUAAAACACAUGGCUGCUGUAACUGAAGUAUUUGGUGUCAGGGGGUUAUUAACAGACUGUAAACAAGAUUAACUGGUUUUAUGAUAACCUAAAUAUAACAUAGCUAUUCACAAAGUGGAUAAUAUAUAUGCAGGAUUUUUAGGUAACAAGAAAGUAGUAUUUGUAUAAGCUUCCCUUUUUAUAAGUGAAACCAGUUUUAAAACAAAGGAUUUCAAAAUAUCUUGUAAUGUGAUAUUUAAAAAAUUGUUUUAGUGGCACUUCAUAGUUCUUUGGCUGAAGUUAUGCAACCCAGGAUAGGAAGCAAGACUUUAAGCCUAAAUUUAAUAGGGG
Messenger RNA from Porites lobata, 3493 nucleotides. NCBI's taxonomy places the organism in Eukaryota, Metazoa, Cnidaria, Anthozoa, Scleractinia, Poritidae. The record is from the annotation of a GenBank genome assembly.